Nematolebias whitei (Rio pearlfish) is the source of this 2482-nucleotide messenger RNA. RefSeq names its product phosphoinositide 3-kinase regulatory subunit 6. Bases 1 to 2424 code for a protein of 807 amino acids. Gene Ontology annotation, biological process: positive regulation of MAP kinase activity; G protein-coupled receptor signaling pathway. The transcript has 21 exons. Gene Ontology annotation, cellular component: phosphatidylinositol 3-kinase complex, class IB. NCBI's taxonomy places the organism in Eukaryota, Metazoa, Chordata, Actinopteri, Cyprinodontiformes, Rivulidae. The record is from RefSeq and is a predicted model, not a curated record. Gene Ontology annotation, molecular function: 1-phosphatidylinositol-3-kinase regulator activity.
AUGUAUCUGUGUAGCCUUACACUCCGCUGUGAGCGCACUGUGAAUAAACCCCUGAGUGUUGGAGAUAACAAGAGCAGCACGGACAGCAUGGACCCUGAAGGUUGCUGCUCUCCCACGGUUCCUGAGUCAGAACUGUACCGCAGUGUCCAGGCUGUGCUGCCCCGGGGAAUGGACCAACAGCGGCCUAUGGACUUGUGUAAUCAAGGCAUGCUGAGAUGGACACUUCAUAAAAAAGUUCUAAACAGUCCGGUGAACAGUUUAUCUCUCCUGUGGGUGCUGAUAAAGGAGCUAGAAAAGGCUGAACGAUGGGAUUCUCGCAAAUUCAUCAUUCCUUUGCUCCACACGCUGAUGUACGCCAUCGUUCAGACAGCCUACAUUCCAGAUGAGCUGUACAAGCGUGUGUAUGACUUUUGUAAGAGACUUCUGACCUAUCCUCAGCCUUAUUGCACUGUGGGUCUCAGCUACACAAGACAGAUAAAAACCGAGCGCCUCAUCCCAGGUCUGAUGUACCAGAGGAUGGUCACAGCUGAGCAGAGGCUAAAAAGUGAGCAUUAUCCUUUUCAGGAGAGGGUUUUUGUGUUGGCGGACCCACAGAUCUUCAGUGGUCUCUUAAUGCCUGUUUUGGAGGGAGAUUUGGAGGCAUCUGGAUCUGCAUCAGCUGGAUUUGGAAAUGUUCUGGAUCACAUGCGAAACGUGGUUCAACACUCCAUCCAGGCUUCUUUAGGACCAGAGAGCUGUCAUGGGCAGAAACUGGCUCAGGCCUUAACGGACAAAGAAGUAGAGUCAUACUUUCAGGAAGUGAUGGCGAUUUUUGAGCAGAGCGUGGAAGAGGGCAGCAAAGGGGAGGAGAGAACGCUGACCAGCCGUCUUCAGGAGUUGUACCAGAAGAUUGUUUCAGACUCCAACUCAGAGCCAUUGUGUGGUGGACCCCUGCAUAACUGCCCUCUUCCUAACCCAGAAAUGAGACUGUACCUGUGGACCGAGGAUCUGGACAUCUGGCGUGAGCUGUUCAAAUGGUUCCGAUCCAGUUCUGUGUCAGAGAACUUCUCCUGCCUCAGCCAGGAGCAGGAGGACUUUGAGGUGGACGAAUCGACCUACAACCUGUCAGCCGACAUGGCUCGCUUCUCUAUCCUGUCCAACGACAGCGGCAUUGAAAGAGACCUGCCGUCCAGCUUUGACAUGUCUCCAUCUUCUUCUCUGGACAGCCCCUGCUUGAGUUCAUCAUGGGAACAAUGCAAAAGUGAACAAGACCCAGUGAGGCUGUCUCGGCGACCAUGCAUUAAACUCAGACUGACUGCAAAGGAUGGUAUAGCGCUCAUGCAGGAUGCACUGGAGGACCAAGCAAGCCAAGGAGUUAGAGGGAAGGGAAGAAGGCCCCCCCUCCAGAGGCAAACAGGAACUAGCAUGAUGCAGAGCCACUUCCCUAAGCAGCAGAGACACUUUACUGCCAGGAUAGUCGUAAUGGGGGAUGACCGGGUGCUGGGCCACCUGGCUAAGGCCUAUUACCUUUACAGGAAGAGAGAAGCACGACGGCUUUGUCUUACCAUGAAAGUCAACCUCCAGUUUUACUACAUUCCUGUCCGUGCAGCUUCUGCUCCCGUCUCCUCGGCUAAGGUAAAACUUCAUCAGUCCAAGGGGAGUUCCUGCACUCUUGGCUCCUACUUGAGCAGUGUGGACCCGUGGUACAACAGUAAUGUCAACAGUUUGGGCAACACCAUUCAUAAACUGGCUAAAAUGCAUCAGCUUAACCCUGGGACACCAAAAGACCCUUUCAUCUCUGACGUCAUUGCCUACUACGUUCGCACCGGCCAGCAGCCCGUCUACUUCACCAUCUACUUUGUGAAGAUUACAUUUACCAAUGAGACAAAAGAUCCUGUGGAAGAUGUCUUCCUUACCCACCUGGAGUUGGACUUCCCAGAGUUCAGACAGAUCUCAGCUUCAGUUAGAGAUAAAAAGAAGAACUCUGGUGACGUCUGCGGAGCUGUUAUCAGUUUGAAUUACAAAAAGGUGACGUUGAGUGGCCGAGACGUUGACGUAGGAAUUUCAGUCAGAACAUCAGGCGCUGUGAUUGAUGCCAUUCCCUGCAAUGAAGCAGAAGACUUGAACUGUUUGACUCUGAUGCUGAACGAAGUUCCAACGAAGACAAAAAGCCAGAACGUGGAAUCAAAGAUUCGGACCAAUAAUGUUAAAAUUCGUACGUUGGAGAGACGAUCCUUCACUCUGACUCUGGACAGAGAGAGUCGAAGGACCUACAAAGACGUGCAGAGCAUUGAGAUCUUCCCUUGUCUGGAUCCUGGAUACUGCGUGCAGAAAACUGUCAGGUCCAGAUUCAGCUUGGGAGCAGAAAAGGAUGCUGGUCUCACCAAAUACAUGAGCAAAGCCCUUCCUCUACCGAUCAACACGUUUGCCGGCAUCAUCAACUGAUGUAACACUGUCCAUGCUGUGUUUAGAGCUGGAGCGAGACCGAUCUAAUCGGAUACAC